Messenger RNA from Phascolarctos cinereus (koala), 1446 nucleotides. RefSeq names its product negative elongation factor complex member E (gene NELFE). The record is from RefSeq and is a predicted model, not a curated record. Gene Ontology annotation, biological process: negative regulation of transcription elongation by RNA polymerase II. Gene Ontology annotation, cellular component: NELF complex. Gene Ontology annotation, molecular function: RNA binding. NCBI's taxonomy places the organism in Eukaryota, Metazoa, Chordata, Mammalia, Diprotodontia, Phascolarctidae.
CCUUCCCCUCCGGCCCCCUUGGUUACAGAACCUACCUGUUCCAGGUCCCCCCCCCCAACGUCAUCACCCUGCGCCCGUCUGGUUUUCCCGGGAGGGCAGAGGAAGCUGCAGCUGUGGACUCUGUGAAGGCGAUAACAUCUGCCUUUUCAGUUGCGUCUCUGGAGGGCCAGACCUGGCUCAGAGUAGGGAGCUGACAUGUUGGUGCUGCCCCCAGGACUGAGUGAGGAAGAAGAAGCAUUGCAGAAGAAAUUCAGCAAACUCAAGAAAAAGAAAAAAGCAUUAUUGGCUCUUAAGAAGCAGAGUAAUAGUAGCACAGCCAGCCAGGGGGGCGUCAAACGCUCUCUAUCAGAGCAGCCUGUGGUAGACACAGCCACAGCAACAGAGCAGGCUAAACAGCUGGUAAAAUCAGGAGCUAUCAGUGCCAUUAAAGCGGAGACCAAGAAUUCUGGCUUCAAGCGGUCACGAACUCUAGAGGGAAAAUUGAAGGAUCCAGAGAAGGGCCCAGCCCCUACUUUUCAGCCAUUUCAGCGAAGCAUCUCAGCCGAUGAUGACUUGCAGGAGUCAUCCAGACGUCCCCAGAGGAAAUCUCUAUAUGAGAGCUUUGUUUCAUCCAGUGAUCGGCUUCGGGAACUAGGACCAGAAGGGGAGGAAUCAGAAGGUCCAGGGGGUGGUGAUGGCCCUCCCCGAAGCUUUGACUGGGGCUAUGAGGAGCGAAGUGGUACCCCCUCUUCAGCCUCCCCACCCCGAAGCCGAAGUCGAGAUCGCAGCCAUGAGAGGAACCGGGAAAGGGAUAGGGACCGGGAUCGAGACAGAGACCGGGAUAGGGACAAGGACCGAGACCGGGAUCGAGACCGGGACAAAGAACGUGAUCGAGACCGAGACAGAGAACGUGAUCGGGACAGGGACCGAGACCGGGAUCGGGACAGAGACCGAGAUCGGGACAGGGACCGAGACCGGGAUCGAGAAGGCCCUUUCCGAAGGUCUGAUUCAUUCCCUGAGUACCGAGGUCCACGUAAGGGAAACACACUAUAUGUAUCUGGAACAGAUAUGACACCCACCCUCCUUCGUGGAGCCUUCUCACCCUUUGGGAACAUCAUUGACCUUUCCAUGGACCCACCCCGAAACUGUGCCUUUGUCACCUAUGAGAAGAUGGAAUCAGCAGAUCAGGCAAUAGCCGAGCUCAACGGGACCAAGGUAGAAUCUGUGCAACUCAAGCUGUACAAAGCAGCCCUAAGGGCUGCCAUCGGGACAAGAGGACCCAGAUUGUCUACAAUGAUGAUGUCUAUAAAGAAAACCUUGUGGAUGGGUUCUAGGCAGCUGGAAGAGGGGGAAGGAAAAUCCCUCCUCUCCUCCCUCUCCUCCUCUUCCCCCCACUCCCGUCCCCCAUCCCCCAUCCACUCCCCAUCCAGGUCUCAGUAAAAACCACUGAGGUGGAUAUUCAGUUAA